AUGGUCGCUGUUAUUGACGGGACGCACAUAAAAAUAAUCGCGCCAUCAAAUGACGAGGACGCGUUCGUCAAUAGAAAGAAGGUGCAUUCCAUCAACACCCAGGUUGUUUUUGAUGCUAAUUUUAACAUACUGGAUGUUGUUGCAAAGUGGCCUGGAGCUACCCAUGAUUCGUGCAUUUUAACGGAGAGCGGUCUGAGGCAGCUUUUUGAGAGGCACCAUGUACCAGUUGGGUGUCACUUGCUGGGUGACAGUGGCUAUCCCUGCAAGACGUGGCUCUUGACACCCUACCUCAAUCCACAACCGAGAGCACAGUUAAAGUAUAACAUAGCACACAAACAUACACGAAAUGUUGUGGAGAGAGGAAUUGUGCAGAUGAAACGUCGGUUUCAUGUCCUCCACGGCGAAAUUCGCCUCACCCCAGAGAGGGCAAGCACAGUAAUCACUGUAUGUGCCAUUCUCCACAACCUCUGCAAGCGGAGGAACAUUCCACAACCAGAAGAUGAUGACGACGAUGAAGAGGACGACGAUGAUGAUGAUGGCCAGCAGGAGGGAGAGGAGAGCCAGUGGGUGCACCAAGAGGGAGAGUUGGAAGAGGAAGAGCAGGGAGAGGAAGAGCUGUGA
Molecule: messenger RNA, 621 nt
Organism: Gadus morhua (Atlantic cod)
Lineage: Eukaryota; Metazoa; Chordata; Actinopteri; Gadiformes; Gadidae
Product: putative nuclease HARBI1
Exons: 3
Coding region: 1-621 (206 amino acids)
Source: RefSeq, a predicted model, not a curated record